This is a messenger RNA of Phacochoerus africanus (Common warthog), 2626 nucleotides long. Its product is annotated as filaggrin-like. Gene Ontology annotation, cellular component: keratohyalin granule; cornified envelope. The record is from RefSeq and is a predicted model, not a curated record. Gene Ontology annotation, molecular function: calcium ion binding; structural molecule activity; transition metal ion binding. NCBI's taxonomy places the organism in Eukaryota, Metazoa, Chordata, Mammalia, Artiodactyla, Suidae. The transcript is spliced from 4 exons. Gene Ontology annotation, biological process: establishment of skin barrier. Bases 59 to 2626 code for a protein of 855 amino acids.
UUCAGGCUACAUUCUCCUCGCUCUUCUGGUGAAGGAAAUUCACCAAUACCUUCAAAAGAUGUCUAGUCUUCUGGAAAACAUCAUUGCCAUCAUUGAACUAUUCCACAAGUAUUCAAAAACAGAUAAGGAGACGGACACAUUGAGCAAAAAAGAACUGAAGGAACUUCUGGAAGUGGAGUUUCGGCCCGUCCUGAAGAAUCCGGAUGACCCAGAUACAACUGAUGUCUUCAUGCACAUCCUUGAUGUAGACCACAACAAGAAGAUAGAUUUCACCGAGUUUUUUCUGAUGGUAUUCAAGUUGGCUCAAGCAUAUUAUGUUUCCACACGAAGACAGAAUUUCCAGAAAUCAGGGAGAAAGCAGAAGUAUAGACACCAUUAUGGAGAUGAAGAAGGUGAUACAGAAGAAGAGCAUAGAGAGGAAAAAAAUACAAAGUCCAGACAUUCAAGAAGGAGGGAAGAAAAGGAACAGGAAAGAUCAAAGAGUGAAAAACUAAAAGGGAGAAGCAAACACAAGGUUAAUUCUGAAAGUCAAGAAACAAGAAAUACUAGAUCUGAUGUGAGACAAAGCCAUGAAAAUAAGAAACCACACCAUAAGUCUAGGGAGGAAAAAAGGAGAAGGUCAAGCUCUCCUGAAAUAAAAAAAGAACAGAAGAAUUCAAGUCAGAGCAGGAGCAGGGAAAACGAGGGAAAAAAAUAUGAACACUAUUACGAAAAAAAAAUCAGAGGACAAGCAAAAGGGAUGGACUCAGAAUACGAAAAAGCUUAUCAACUAACUGAUGAAAGGGUAAAUGUGGGCAGAGAUUCUGAUUCGAAAGUAAGGCCACAGCAGAGAGACAGAGCCAGUGAAACAAAUACAGGUGAAGGACGCUACGAAAAAACAGGGAAACAAGAGCCCACCGCCCAGGCAACGGCAGGGAGACACAGGGAACCCAGCAUCGGCCAGGCCAGCGACAGCGAGGGCCUCUCCGACCACUCAGGGAGACACGCGCCCACCACCCAGGCAGCGGCAGGGUCCGGCGUGAGGGGCCAACAUGGGUCUCCCCACGGCCAGUCCGGGGACAGCGCUAGGCACGCCGAGGCCCGCCGGUCCCGGGCCGAAGCCCACCAGCCGGCGGGCUCUAGCCACGCGGAGUCAGGAUCCCGCACCCCCCAGCGCCAGGGGCGCGGCCACGAGCAGGCCAGAGACAGCUCAAGGCACUCCCGGGCUGCACAGGGACACAGCUCCACCGAGUCCGGCAGCGGGAGACACAGGGAACCCAGCAUCGGCCAGGCCAGCGACAGCGAGGGCCUCUCCGACCACUCAGGGAGACACGCGCCCACCACCCAGGCAGCGGCAGGGUCCGGCGUGAGGGGCCAACAUGGGUCUCCCCACGGCCAGUCCGGGGACAGCGCUAGGCACGCCGAGGCCCGCCGGUCCCGGGCCGAAGCCCACCAGCCGGCGGGCUCUAGCCACGCGGAGUCAGGAUCCCGCACCCCCCAGCGCCAGGGGCGCGGCCACGAGCAGGCCAGAGACAGCUCAAGGCACUCCCGGGCUGCACAGGGACACAGCUCCACCGAGUCCAGCAGCGGGAGACACAGGGAACCCAGCAUCGGCCAGGCCAGCGACAGCGAGGGCCUCUCCGACCACUCAGGGAGACACGCGCCCACCACCAGGCAGCGGCAGGGUCCGGCUCCGGGGACAGCGCUAGGCACGCCGAGGCCCGCCGGUCCCGGGCCGAAGCCCACCAGCCGGCGGGCUCUAGCCACGCGGAGUCAGGAUCCCGCACCCCCCAGCGCCAGGGGCGCGGCCACGAGCAGGCCAGAGACAGCUCAAGGCACUCCCGGGCUGCACAGGGACACAGCUCCACCGAGUCCGGCAGCGGGGAGACACAGGGAACCCAGCAUCGGCCAGGCCAGCGACAGCGAGGGCCUCUCCGACCACUCAGGGAGACACGCGCCCACCACCCAGGCAGCGGCAGGGUCCGGCGUGAGGGGCCAACAUGGGUCUCCCCACGGCCAGUCCGGGGACAGCGCUAGGCACGCCGAGGCCCGCCGGUCCCGGGCCGAAGCCCACCAGCCGGCGGGCUCUAGCCACGCGGAGUCAGGAUCCCGCACCCCCCAGCGCCAGGGGCGCGGCCACGAGCAGGCCAGAGACAGCUCAAGGCACUCCCGGGCUGCACAGGGACACAGCUCCACCGAGUCCGGCAGCGGGAGACACAGGGAACCCAGCAUCGGCCAGGCCAGCGACAGCGAGGGCCUCUCCGACCACUCAGGGAGACACGCGCCCACCACCCAGGCAGCGGCAGGGUCCGGCGUGAGGGGCCAACAUGGGUCUCCCCACGGCCAGUCCGGGGACAGCGCUAGGCACGCCGAGGCCCGCCGGUCCCGGGCCGAAGCCCACCAGCCGGCGGGCUCUAGCCACGCGGAGUCAGGAUCCCGCACCCCCCAGCGCCAGGGGCGCGGCCACGAGCAGGCCAGAGACAGCUCAAGGCACUCCCGGGGCUGCACAGGGACACAGCUCCACCGAGUCCGGCAGCGGGAGACACAGGGAACCCAGCAUCGGCCAGGCCAGCGACAGCGAGGGCCUCUCCGACCACUCAGGGAGACACGCGCCCACCACCCAGGCAGCGGCAGGGUCCCGGCGUGA